GUUUUGAGCUUCAUUCUUCAUUUCCUCAAAUCUCAAAUACUGUUCGCUCUCUCAUUCAAACCAUUCGAUCUCAACAACUUCGCCAUCAUAAACUGUAAGUAAACCUAGAAAUCACUGUAAAUUUCCAUUACCAUUCUCUUACUAAUCAACUCAGAAAUUUCCAUUUCUAGAUUUAUAAUCAUUCUUUUUUAUAUUCCCCCCCAUAUACAUAGAAGUGUAGUAAAUAAAUAAAGUCUUGAGUUUUAUUAGUCCAGAGCAGUUUCAUAUUCUGGGCUGUGGUUAUUUGAUCAUACAAAUGACUAGUGGUAGCUGUAUUGGAAUCUCUACCAUGAAGCCUUGUUGUAGAAUCCUAAGUAGCUAUAAAAGUCCAUUGCUUUUUGGGUUUUCUCCAACCAAAGUCAGUGAUUCAAUAAUCAUGGGUAUGUUGUCCAGAUCAGGUCAUCACAUCUCAACCCAUCAGCAUAAAUACAAUACCUGUAAUACUCAGAUUUUAGGGUAUAAACAUGAGAUCAAUUCAAAUCGGAGAGAUUUUAGUGUUUCCGGUUCGAAUUGGGGUCUUUAUAGGAAUUUUAGCACUAGUUUUUGUGUCAAUAUUGGUAGUUUUAGGCCUAGAGUUGUGUCCUUGGUACCGCAUGUAGCGUCGGAUAUUAGGAACCAUUCUACAUCGGUUGAUUCACAUGCUCGCGAUACAAGCUUUGAGAAGAUUUACAUUCAAAAUGGCUUGAAUGCGAAGCCGUUGGUAAUUGAUAGAAUUGAGACUGACCAAAGUAACUUGGACUUCGAGGAGGUCUCUGAAAAUGAGUCAAGUGUAAAUAUAGAUAAUUUGAAGGAUUUGAGUGAGAAUAAGGUUCAGAGGGAGGUGUCUGAGAUUGAAAAGGAAGCUUGGAAAUUGCUUGAGGAUGCUGUUGUCACUUACUGUGGGAAUCCGGUUGGCACUGUUGCAGCUAAUGAUACUGCUGACAAACAACCGCUGAACUAUGAUCAAGUUUUUAUCCGUGAUUUCGUUCCAUCAGCACUUGCCUUUUUGCUCAAUGGUGAAGGGGAAAUUGUCAAGAAUUUUCUACUUCACACGUUGCAAUUACAGAGUUGGGAGAAGACUGUUGACUGCUACAGCCCAGGGCAAGGGUUGAUGCCAGCAAGCUUCAAGGUUAGAGCUGUGCCUCUUGACGGAAGCAAUGAAGCAUUUGAGGAAGUUUUGGAUCCUGAUUUUGGUGAAUCAGCUAUUGGUCGUGUUGCACCUGUUGAUUCAGGAUUAUGGUGGAUUAUAUUAUUGAGAGCUUAUGGGAAAUUAACUGGUGACUAUGAUUUGCAAGAUAGAGUGGAUGUCCAAACAGGCAUAAGACUGAUCCUUAAGUUGUGCCUGACUGACGGAUUUGACAUGUUUCCUUCUCUAUUAGUCACUGAUGGCUCCUGCAUGAUUGAUAGAAGGAUGGGUAUUCAUGGUCACCCUCUUGAGAUCCAGGCAUUAUUUUACUCAGCUUUACGCUGCUCUCGUGAGAUGCUGAUAGUUAAUGAUGCAACUAAGAACCUGGUGGCUGCUGUUAGUAAUCGCUUGAGUGCACUCUCCUUUCACAUGAGAGAGUAUUAUUGGGUUGAUAUGAAGAAGAUUAAUGAAAUUUAUCGGUAUAAGACGGAAGAGUACUCUACUGAUGCUGUCAACAAGUUUAACAUCUAUCCAGAGCAAAUUCCUUCAUGGCUGGUAGACUGGAUCUCUGAUGAAGGUGGAUACUUCAUUGGCAAUUUGCAACCUGCUCAUAUGGACUUCAGGUUUUUCACUCUUGGAAACCUUUGGGCUAUUGUUUCUUCUUUAGGAACAACAAAACAGAACCAGGGCAUUUUGAAUUUAAUUGAGGCCAAAUGGGACGAUAUCAUUGCUCAAAUGCCUCUCAAGAUUUGUUAUCCAGCGCUUGAGGGUGAAGAAUGGCGUAUAAUCACUGGCUGUGACCCCAAGAACACUUCACACUAGCCUGCAUGAAGAUGGGAAGGCCUGAUUUGGCACAAAAAGCAGUUGAUUCAGCAGAGAAAAGGCUAUCUAUGGAUAGAUGGCCUGAAUAUUACGAUACCCGAAAUGGAAGGUUCAUUGGGAAGCAAUCGCGGUUGAUGCAGACUUGGACCAUUGCUGGUUUCUUGACUUCAAAGAUGCUUCUAGAGAAUCCAGAAAAGGCAUCCUUGUUGUUUUGGGAGGAGGAUUUUGAACUUCUUCAGAACUGUGUCUGCAUGCUAAGCAAAACUGGUAGAAAGAAGUGUGCCCGUUUUGCUGCGAGAUCUAAGUUUCUUGUUUAAUGUCAAGAGUCAUUAUAUGAACUGUUGGAGUGUUAAGUCUAGGUGAACUGAUUUAUUACAAUAAUAAAUGAUUGAUACCACUUUUCAGAAUUUAAUCCGUUCAAUAUUCCUGUUAUUUGGUGAUAAUGGCUAACUGUAUCACAGUUCUGUUGCA
Molecule: messenger RNA, 2437 nt
Organism: Cajanus cajan (pigeon pea)
Lineage: Eukaryota; Viridiplantae; Streptophyta; Magnoliopsida; Fabales; Fabaceae
Product: alkaline/neutral invertase A, mitochondrial
Biological process (GO): sucrose catabolic process
Cellular component (GO): mitochondrion
Molecular function (GO): sucrose alpha-glucosidase activity; endo-alpha-N-acetylgalactosaminidase activity
Source: RefSeq, a predicted model, not a curated record